AGGCACCUAACCUCCGGCAUGGAGGACCCUCAUUAGCAAAAGGAAUUUCAGGUACCGGUGCGAAUCGAGACCGCCUUUAUUGUCUGCAGUCUUCGACCUCUCAAUCUAUUCUGUACUUUUGGAUUGUCCAACAUCCAACGAUCCGACCUCGCAGCUUAUCGAAUGCUUGCGCGCAGUGUUCUCGACAUGGACCCUUGAUCCAACCCGAACCCCUCCAUUUUGGCCCCGUUCUGAUUACGCUCAAAAAAGCUCAUAAUGGGACGAUGGCGCGGACGACUCUACGCAACCGACAGAGCCCGAGAUUUUGACCACGAGCGGGAUCGUCAUGUCCGUGUCCGACAGAUUUACGAGACGAUCGAUCGGCAAGGCUUUCAAUGGGUCGUCGUCCUGGUUGCCGGAGUGGGAUUCCUGCUGGAUGGAUUCUCGUUAUUCGCCGGCAAUGUUGCCCUUCCUAUGAUCGCCUACGUUUACUGGCAUGAUGAAGUCUCGUCGUUUCGACUGACAUGUAUCAACAUUGCUACACUGGCUGGAACUCUGCUCGGUCAGGUAGCCUUUGGGUACAUGGGCGACAGGAAUGGCCGAAAGAAGAUGUAUGGUAUUGAGUUGGUGUUGCUCAUCGGGUCCACCCUCGGUGUCGUGAUGAGUUCACGAGGCUACAAUGGCAGUAUGAGCAUCUACUCCUGGUUGAUCUGGUGGAGGGUCAUGGUAGGCAUUGGAGUAGGAGCAGAUUAUCCUCUCAGUGCGGUGAUUACUGCGGAGUUCGCUCCCACCAAACACCGAGCCCGUAUGAUGGCAACUGUGUUCUUUAUGCAACCGCUAGGCCAGAUCGCGGGCAACCUCAUCUCGCUUAUCGUUGUCAGUAUCUCCAGGAGCUCCAACAGCGACGAUGUCGUUCGUAGUGUGGACCAAAUGUGGAGGUGGAUUAUCGGUCUCGGAGUCGUUCCUGGAGUGGUGGCUUUGAUCUUCCGGUUUGCCAUUCCCGAAACUCCACGAUUCCUCCUCGAUAUCGAGGAUGACCCGGUCAAAGCCGAAUUCGACGCGACUCAGCUGUUUGGCGAGUCUUCUAUGAGCAGUGAGCUGGAAUCCAACAUGUGGUGUGACUCGUUGGAGGAAUCCAAUCUUUCGAACCGAUCCGUUGACGAGCACUCCGAAGCAUCACCAUCAUGGACAAUAGCGCCAGCACCAUUGACCACCCUCAACUCGUCGUGGCAUCUAUCCAUCGCCGACAUCAAACAGUACUUCUGGAUCGAAGGCAAUUGGAAGACGCUUGCUGCGACGUCAAUGUGCUGGCUCCUACUUGAUUUUGGAUAUUAUGGCAUCGGUCUGUCGAGUCCGCAGUUUUUAGCAAAGACUUGGGGUUCCCUGAAUAUCUCCGGGCCCAGCCCGCCUUGGAUGACCAACGACAAACCGGACGCCAACGUAUACGACAUGUUCUUGAACAGUUCGUUGCACGCGUUGGUGAUCUUGAAUGUGGGCAGUUUUGCUGGUGGACUGUUGAUGAUCACUACAGCAAGUCGUCUGAACAGGGUCAGUCUCCAGAAAUACGGCUUCCUCGUUUUGGCGGCAUUGUUCAUCGCUUUGGGCACGGUCUUUAUCACGAUCCAUCAAGAAGGUGCUCUAGCCAUCACACUUUAUGUCAUCGGGCAGCUGGCCUUCAACUUUGGACCUAACUCGACGACCUAUAUCAUCCCGGCAGAGCUGUUCCCCACACGAUAUCGUGCCACGUGCCACGGUAUCAGCGCCGCGGCAGGGAAACUGGGUUCGAUUCUCGUCCAGAUAUUCUCUGCGUACUACAAGUUCACCUCGACAGGAGACAACCAGACCAAGCGGUACGGCACGAUCCUGGUCAUUUUCAGCGCCGCCAUGUUCCUCGGUGCUAUCAUCACCCACUUCUGGAUACCGGAGGUCCAGGAGAAGGCGACACGGGGUUCGAUAUGGGUCGGAAAGGCUAAGCCGCUGGAGGAACUGGCGUUGGGCAAAUGGGGCUCCAGAAGUAUGUCGGUUGUACGGUCGCGACCGACCAGGGAUCUUGGUCUUUGAUACGAAUGGAAUGACUUUGACGGCAUGGCGAUCAGGAGUUAACGAGGCUACGUAACCGGUUCCCAGGCGGCACGGCACGGCACGCUAUUGUCUGCCAGGUUUUGAAGGAGGGAUGGAACAGGCCACUUGUAAUUGUACGAAUAUUCUUGUAGAUAGUGACAGUACGGACAGGUCUUUGGACUGAGGAAUGAGAGAACUGGAUCGGGUGCAGUGUGUACACAGUAGAUUGCAAGGCUGUGCCGGAAUGGUGAAG
Messenger RNA from Exophiala xenobiotica, 2293 nucleotides. RefSeq lists its product as uncharacterized. Lineage: Eukaryota; Fungi; Ascomycota; Eurotiomycetes; Chaetothyriales; Herpotrichiellaceae. Gene Ontology annotation, biological process: carboxylic acid transport; transmembrane transport. Gene Ontology annotation, molecular function: carboxylic acid transmembrane transporter activity. The transcript has 5 exons. The record is from RefSeq and is a predicted model, not a curated record. Gene Ontology annotation, cellular component: plasma membrane. The coding region runs from base 256 to 2040 and encodes 594 amino acids.